Messenger RNA from Limulus polyphemus (Atlantic horseshoe crab), 7940 nucleotides. Its product is annotated as zinc transporter ZIP10-like. Bases 213 to 2327 code for a protein of 704 amino acids. Lineage: Eukaryota; Metazoa; Arthropoda; Merostomata; Xiphosura; Limulidae. The record is from RefSeq and is a predicted model, not a curated record. The transcript is spliced from 11 exons. Gene Ontology annotation, cellular component: membrane. Gene Ontology annotation, biological process: intracellular zinc ion homeostasis; zinc ion import across plasma membrane. Gene Ontology annotation, molecular function: zinc ion transmembrane transporter activity.
AUUUUAAUUGUGUGCACACGGCUCUAAAGUGAAAAUUAUCUCGCGGGGACAUUUAAAGUUUUGACCAAGCCACAACAUUGAAGAAUCAAGGUGAAUCCCAGGAAUCAUUACAUUUCCAAAGUUGUGGAGAUUGUACAGAAAUUAUUCUUCAUUAUAACCAACUCCUGCUUUCCCUAUUUCUGUGAAGAGUUGUUUUUCUGUGAUUGCACAACAUGUGUUCUUGCAUGACAGGACUUUUUUGCGCAUGUUUAUUUGUUAGCUGCUGUAUUACAUGCAAAUCUUUAGGAUCAGAAGGACAUCACCACCACCAUCAUCAUCACCAUCAUCGGCAGCGCCGAGUUAGGUCACUCAAUGGAGAGGCCGAAGAUCAUGUUAAGACUGUGAAGAAGAAAUUGGAUCAUCAUAUAUUCCUGAAGGAAAUUUUUGACAGAUAUGGUCAUAAUGAAGUUAUUACAUUUGAGGGGUUCAAAGAGUUGCUAGAGAACCUUGGUGUUGGACAGAAGGUGCUAAAAUAUUAUGAAUUAUCAUCACAUAAAGAUGAGGAAAAAGAAUUUCAUGAAACCAUUGAACAUGAUCAUCAUGAACUUGAAAAGUCUCAAGAGUUUGGAUCAUUUCAUGAUCAUCAUGAAGAUGAAAUGGAUCAUAGUCACAGCCAAGCUAAUUCAAUAGGUGAUUCUCAUUUCAACACAUCUAAAUUUGAAGAGUUGUUAAACAGUACUACAUCACUUGAUAAAGAUGAAGAUAAUGUGUCAGACCAACUUUCAACUACAGUUACAGGAAAAAAAUGUUUGACAGCAUCUGAUUUUUUUAAUUUUGUUGAUGUUCAACCUGGUGUGGAGAUUAAACCUGCUGACUUCCUUAAUUUCUGUCCUGCCAUCAUAUUAAAACUUGAUCAGCAUCCCUGUGAAAAUUCAUUUGUACAUAGCACACAUGUACAUCAUAUGCUCGACAAAGAGGUAGUGCACAAAGGCCAUAACACUUUCUCUCCUUAUGCUUGGGGUUAUGCCUCUAUUUCUGUAAUUGUUAUAAGCCUGUGUGGUUUGUUAAGUGUGGCUGUAAUUCCUGUCAUGCAAAGGAUGUUCUACCACACGCUACUUCAGUUUCUUGUUGGUAUGGCUGUUGGAAGUUUGUCAGGGGAUGCUCUUCUUCAUUUAUUACCACAUGCUAUGGCAGGAGAACAUAUCCACAAUCAUGAAAGAGAUGAACAUACCAGAGAAGAAUCUAUGCUAGUCUGGCGAGGUUUGGUAGCCCUGUUUGGAGUAUAUAUUUUCUUUCUUGCAGAAAGGUUGUUGAAUUUGUUUACUGCCUAUUAUCGAAGGAAAAAGAGUGCCAAGGCUGCUGAAGUGCCAAAAUUACUGGUUGUUUUUCGUAAGAUAGAUCGUGAUCAUAAUCGAGCAGUUGGAGAAAAGUUGUCUCAUCACAGGCAGAGCUCUUGUGAUUAUAAUGCAGAUCCAGCUAAUGUUAAAGAUUUAGAAAGGUUGAAUGCUGAUCCAGAAGAUGAAGAAAGGGAGGAUGUAGAAUACCACGAGCCACUUUCCAAGAAAGGCUCAGGUAUUAACUGUGAAGACACAUCUUUUUCAGUGGAACCUUGUGAAGCUUCUAACUGUGAUACUUUUGGGGUCAAAGACAAGAAAAAGGUUGAGAAGCUGAUUUCUUCCACACAGUUAGAUGACUCUUGUCAUAUGAUGAUGGAAAAGAACAUGAUACCUGCUGAAGAUGAAUGCCAUAAAGAGACACUGGUAUUUCGUCACGAUUCCACUGAUCACAGCUAUGUGGUCACCAUGACAGACCACCAUCAUCACCAUGGAGUACAUGGUCAUAGCCAUGAAGUCCCCACAUCUGUGUCUGGUGUGGCAUGGAUGGUGAUUUUGGGUGAUGGGCUCCACAACUUCUGUGAUGGACUGGCAAUUGGUGCUGCAUUUGCGUCUGGAAUAUCAGGUGGUUUAAGUACAACUAUUGCUGUUUUUUGUCACGAGCUGCCUCAUGAACUUGGUGACUUUGCCAUGCUGUUGAAAGCAGGAAUGUCUGUCAAGCAAGCUUUAUUUUAUAAUGGAAUCUCUUCUAUCCUGUGUUUUAUUGGUAUGGUGAUUGGAGUAGCCAUGGGUAAUGUGAGCACUGCUAGUAUGUGGAUCUUUGCUGGAGCAGCUGGAAUGUUUCUGUAUAUUGCCUUAGUAGAUAUGCUUCCUGAACUUGGCACUAGUUCUACUCAUCUCAAGAGUCAUAAUAGUCACCAGCUAGUUAUCCAGUUUUUAGGGAUAUCAGUUGGUGCAUCCAUCAUGUUGCUUAUUGCUGUCUAUGAGCAUGAUUUGAUGCAGAUUCUCAGCUGACCUGACCAAAAAACGUUUUAUUUGAAUUCCACUUCUUAACCCAGUGGUAAAACAGAUUCUAAGAUAUAAAUGAAUUUAAGAGCUUUUUACAGACCAUGUUGAAAUGUAGCUUAGCCAUUUGUUUGAGCUUAAUUCAAUGCAGAUAUUAUGCUUAUAUGAGCAACAAAAAGUUUUAUUUAGAUACCUUUGCCUACCAUGAUAGAAAAACAGGUUAUAAAACAAUACGGUAUUCUGAAGGCCGUGCUCAAGAAAAAAAAGAAGACAACCUGCAUUUAUAUAUUAAUGUUAUUUGCCACAAACAGUUUUGAAAUCUCUUACUUUCUUCAGGUUUUAUACGUAGUUUAGCUGUCAGCCAAUUCAAUUAAUAAAAUGCAGUUCACUAAGAAAGAAACUUUUGCAUGUAUGAGAUACAAUCAUUGUAAAGAAAAUAUGAAAUAUUGCAUUUCACAGUUAUGUACCCGUAAAAGUUUAUUUUUAGUGGGAAAUUGUUUCAAUUUAACAAGUUUGUAAUAAUUGAUGUUAUUAGUAGCGAUUCAAGUUUCCUCAAUUUAAGUUACUAUGCAUUAAAUAAUAUAUUUUUCCUAGCAGGUUUUCUGAUUUAUUUUAUGGUUCUAUUGUAUUUCAGACAUAAUUAUAAAAGUAGUUAUUCUUGCAAUUUUUUAUGUCAAAAUGCAUUUUUGAUAUAUUUGACUAUUGUUAGAGCCACUGGUGAGAGGUAAAAAGUGUAUUUCUUUAUUAUGUUGCAUUUGGAGCAAGCCAACAGGAGUUAUUUGUUAACACCUACUCAAUUAUUUAAGUUAAAUUUUACAUUUGCACAGAGGUACGAUAUUUAAAUUAAUUUAAUAUUUUUAUUUGUUUCACAGUUUUUGUCAUUAAUAUUUCUUGUCAAGUAAGUAGGGUUCUAUUAGAAAACACUUUCUAGGCUAUGUUGUUUUCAGCAAUUGAGAAACUUGGAAAGACACCCAUUUUCCAUUAUACACUGUAUUUUGGGUAGGGUUGAGCUGAACAUUUUUUUUAGAAUGAUACUAUGUCAAACACCUUGGAAAUCAUUUAUAUCCUGAAAUAUUACAAUGCAAUUUUCUUUCUGUGUUGUUUGUCUUGUUUUGGAGUUUUUGUCAGAUUAACUUUAAAGUUAUAUUCUUUGCAUAUAUUUACAUUUUUUUUGAGUGUUAGGGCAUAUUUGAUAAAUGAUAAUUAGUUAGUGUUUCAAUUUAUUUGUAAUAGAUACAAAAAUGCCAGUGUGUUUGCUUUUUUUAAGAUAAUGAUGUCUUUAAAAUACACAUAUUAUUUUGUUCGUGAUAAGUUUUAAAGCAAGGUGUUGUCUAUAAGAUUAAUUUACAACACAAGUUGUUGAAUGUAAAGCACCUUAGCAGGCUGUUUACGUGUAAUAGUAAUAUGUGGGUGAUAUCACAUCACACUAAGGCUGAUACAAGCUUCCCAUUUAUACAUUAUUGAUGGGUUCAUUUGUCCUACUGGUAUCAAAAUAUUGAGGGUCAAACAUAGGAUGUUACUAAUAAUAUAUAUAAUGAUAUGUUAUUUUCUCAGAUGAAAACAUUUGUUAAAAAAAUACAUUUUGAAUUUUUGAUACUCCAAUAAUCCACAAAAUGUUAAACACAAGGGUGAGAACAGUAAAUGAAACUUCUGUCUUGGCCUUUAUCCCAGCCCAUAAAAAAUCUAUGGUUCUAGAAGCCAGAUAGGCUAGUGUGCUCUCUGGUACAUUCUAGGACAUUUUGGACUAAAUAUUGAAACUACUUAUUGCUACUUUAAUUCAUGUUCUAAUGAGCAAAAUUACAGACUGGCCAUUUCAUGAAAUGUUUAAGAUAGGUAUUACAUACAAAUGUUUAUAAUUGCAAUGAUUAGAUCAGUUAAAUAAAACCUGGUCAUUUCCUGAAAUAUUGAGGCAAUACUGUACAAACUAAUUUUACUAGAACUAAUUACUGACCAAUCAUUUAAAAACCUUAAUCAUUUUCCUGAAAACACUUAGGCACAAUUACAUAACGUUGAUUGAUUUCUUGUGCAUUUGAAAUUCCCUGGUCUCAUUAUUUCAUCUUCUCAUGUAUAACAUAACUUGUGAGACUGAAAAUAUUUUUGUAAGCUGUUACAUUUAAUAUGUUCCCAUUUGUAACAAAAAUCCCUUAAUUAUUGAAAACAAUUUUUCAAAUUUUGUCUCAUACUUGCUCCAUCCCUAACUUUCACUGGAUUUUAUAUAUCUAUAUCCAUUUUAGGCUCCAUCUAAAUGCUUUAAUGUAUAGAAAAUAGUGUUCACUGAAAGAAAAAUGUCUAUUCUGAACAACUAUGUGGAAAUCACACAUCAAAGGUGGAUGGUAAAACAUAUUAAGGCCUACCUUUAUGCUGAUCCUUUUGAAUUGUCCAUUGUGGCACUGUAAGUUCUUCAAUUUUUGAUGUAUUUGGCUUCAAAAUUUUUUUUUGCAGUUGAUAGUCUGCUCCUCAAUUAGCCAAGAGUCUGUAUAUCAAUUUCUCUUUAGCAUAGACUUAAUGCAGAUAAAGCAAACUUUAGUCAAGCACAUUAGUAGUAGUAUUUUGUUUUAUGGUCCCAGACCCCCCCCUUCACACACACACACACACUAUUUUUCUCACCAGAUUGGAACAAAUUGGGUGGAUGGACAAUUUGACAAGAAAAAUUACUAUCAUGACACUAGUGUAAUGAAACAAGCAUGCUGACCAGUAAAGAUCAUUACUAAAUAGCAGAAACAGAUUACAGGUAUUGAAUGGGAGAAGUUAUAAAGGUACAAGUUAUUUGAUCACAAAGCAAAGUAUUUGAUGAUCACUGGGGUUUGAUUGUUGUUAAACAUAGUUAUCUUCAAAGAUUUGGGUCAGUCGACCCUUUAUAACAAAAUUGUACGAGUUUUCACUUAAACUAUGCUUGUACAAAUGUCCAGCAUAGACAAGGUUUUGUUUGUUGAAAUGCUAUUAUACACACUUCUUAACUAGAAAUUCAGAUUGAUCCAGUAACAAAUUGUAUGGUUUAAGUGGCUGUCAGUCCUCUUGUGAUGUGAUAAGCGCAUUUUAUUACUAAAGAUGUUUUGUUGCUAGGGGCCAUACAUAACAAUGUAGAUGAAUUUAUACUUUUGAUUCCUACAGAAGCAAGCCAAAUUAACUGACUAUGAUAGUUAAGUUCUUUAAAAUAAAACUACCAAGUAAGAGAAAUAUUAACCUAAGAUUUGCUGUAAAGUGUGUUUAUAAAGUUGCUUCAUCCCUUCUUCAUUAAAUAAAUUUUUGUGCUUUAUUUUGAGAUUGAAAAGUUUAGGAAUUGCAGUUAAAAUGUUGAACAUAUUUUAAACCGUAUAUUAAGUGUUGUUCAUGCUAAAUAGAAAAAAAAAGAAUACAGCCAUCAUCACAAUUCAUGUCACUAAAAAUCAGAACAGUAAUAUCCGACUUUUCUUCAUUCCCAAUUUUAAUACCCCUGAUAAACUGAAGUUAAAAAACAAUUAAAAUUGGCAAGAAAAUACACACAGAAAAAGAAGAUCAAUGAAAGCAUAUCAUAUCUGCACAUAAACACCCAUUAGUGGUUUUUAUACUCUGGUGAUCAGCAUCUUCUGUGAGAGGUUGUGUAUAAAAUGUUAAUAGAAUCUUGUUAAUUAUGUUAGCAAAUAUUCUAGAGUGUAAUUUUUUUCCCCACUUUGGUAGAAAAACCAAGAAUCAAACAAGGAAACACAAUUACUAAGUUGUUAGAGAACCCAAAAUAAAACACAUAAUUAAAGAUAUAUUUGUCACUUGUAGUGAAAUAUGAUCUUCCAAGGAAUUGUGUUCAUUAUCUUCACAAAUAUGCAUUGAAAGUAAAAUUAUGUGUUAUUUUUGUGUAAUACAAAGUUACUUGGUGAAAAUGUUUUGCUAAUUCAGUCUAAAUUAGGAAAGUAUAAACAGUAAGCUGAGUGAUAGGUUAUUAAUUUUAAAAGGAUUUCAGCAUUUUAUAAUCUUAGUUGUUAGAUAUGUCAGAUUGUUUAUUGUAGUAGUUACCUUCAUGUAGAAUGAGGUAGUUCAGCUGAAUAUGAUGUUUCGCAGUUCACUUAAUUUUAAUGUGACACCUUUUUUUUUUAUGUUGUUUUAACUUGUACAUUUAGCCUUGACUAAUCACAUCCACAAUAAUGUGUAAUGUUCUCUUUCACUGGUGAAAUUUAUGAUUAGUUCCAAUUCAUGAGAUGUUUUAAAAUGGUUAUCCAAGAAAUGAAAGUAUUUUACAAAAUGGCAAGAUUUCCCUAUGUUGAAGGUGAGAGAAAGUUUUCUGAUAAUAGUGAAAUUUAUGAUUAAAAUUCCAAUUCAUUAGAAAGUGUCUGAAGUAAUAAAGAUAUAUGUAUUUUUACAAAACACUUUGAUAACUUAUUUUAUUGUUUUUAUAAAUACCUUUGAUAACUUAAUAUGAGAAAUAAUUUUAUACAGUAGCUUAAUAUGGCAUAUUCCAAAUUUCUAUGCUGUUAACAGUCAAAAAUUUAAUCAUGCUAUGUUAUAUUAUAGAACAAGACUUUAGAAUUCAAAUAUUAUUACAUUUAAGAAAAGAAAUCAUUAUUAUGCUUUGCCAUCCAGAUGAAUGUGGUGAAAAGCAUGACUUGAAAUUCUUUUCCAUUGGUUUCAAAGCAACAAAUUUCACUUUGGAACAGUUGCAUAAACCUAUUAAGCUUGGCUGAAUAACUGAGCUGCAAGAUAUUUUUAGCUUAACAUGCACCGAGUGCCAACAUCAUGACCACAGGUUUUGAAUAGUUUCUUUUUUUUUACUAUGAAGAUAAUAUCUGUAUGGUACAUAAAAGGAAUGUUUAAAAGAAACAAAUUUAAACUGUUGCUCAAGGAAUCUUACAGAUAAUGAACAUAAACACUGGACUUUAUAUAUAGAAUUUGUGUCAAGGGAGAGUAAGAUAUUGAUUAGUUGGAAGAAAUCUUGUAAUGUAUCAGCCUGAAACUGUUUGAAAGAAUGAUAAACAGGACUUUGCUUCUAGUCAGACAUGAAUACAAAAUGUUGAAUGAGUCAAGCUUCUUCUAAUAAUUGGAUGCUUAAUAAAUUAUGUAAACAUCAUUUAGAUCAGUGCCUCUUGAUUGAAGUUGUUUUAGAUGAUUUAAUUAAUAUAACUAAUCAGGUUUUGACAAGUACAGAGUCAUUUUAAUAGGUAUGUUUUAUUAAUUUAGAUGUCACUACAUCAUUGUCAGAAGCAUAUAAAAAAAGAACUAAUGCCAUUUUAAUUUUGGAAAGUUGUUGUUCAAACUUGGAUCUUAAGACCCUGUUAUGUACUAGAUUUCAGCUUUUAACUUUAUAAAUAUUAAUAUUAAUGAAGUUUUGGUGGAUGAAAUCAAAGUGAUAAAUUAAAUGUAUUUAAAAGCAUACUUUAUGUAAGUAAAAACACACAGUUUAAGUUAGAUAUUCAUAUCUGAAAAUAAAUUAUCCCUUUAGGAACAUCUGUCUGUUCAAUGGAAUACAACCUAAGUUACUUUGUGCUUUCAGAAAACUCCAUUAAAGCACAUUAUGUGGUUUCUUAAUGGACCUUUAAGCUUUUACAACUGUUUACUGCAUAUGCUAAAGCAUUAUUAUGAAGUGAGAAUAUUUUAAAAUUACAGUAUUGUAGUUUUGACCUUUGUUUGUGAAUAAAUCAAUGCUUUAGAACUAAA